Molecule: messenger RNA, 1411 nt
Organism: Porites evermanni
Lineage: Eukaryota; Metazoa; Cnidaria; Anthozoa; Scleractinia; Poritidae
Source: the annotation of a GenBank genome assembly
GAAAGUUGCAUUGGUGUGGUGUGUUCCAAUGAAAGAAAUGUGGGAAAAAGCCUUGCCUUGCAAAUUCUCGCUAAAGGACAAGGGAAAGACAGACGAUCACAUCCCUUGCUGUGUUCUGGAGGGGGUCAGAAUGUCAGCGGUACAUUUUUGAAAGUUUUUUUAUAGGUUUUGAUAAAAUAAUGCACUAAAAUACUAUUAGAGAUAUGGGUUAUUUGGAAAAUAGCAUACAAAGUACUUUGUUUUAAAAUGGAGUUUAAGUGAAAAGAGCUGUUAGAGUCACUGAAGUCCUACUGUAGUUAAUUACACAAGGAAAGUAUGCAAGAUGGUCUAGAAUAUUAUUUAUCAUUUGUCUUAAUCACUAUGUAACUAAUGCUAUUGCAACCAUCCUGAAGCCUAGGCUUGAACUUGUUAUCAGGGUGACCUUUCACCAAAGAGGCAUAGGGAUGGAAUAAAAUCUUAUUUUACCUGACAUAAAUGUUCACAAGAAAAUACUUGAAACAUAUGCAUAAAAAUAUUAAUACUUGCAUCAUUUUAUUUUCAGAAAGGUGAUAAUGCAUGCUAUGCAGAGCACCACUCUGACAUGUUGCCUUGACGACCCUGUACUCACAAACUCACUGGCAGAAUUUUUUCUCCAAAUUCAAAGUGGGUUACCGCAAAGCUCAAUGAAAAGCAGCCUGAGCAGCCCUAAGGGCAGCAUAAUCAUGUCAACAAACUCUGCUGAAUGUGCAAGGUGAUUUUAGUAUUAUUUUGUAAUGGUGUGUUUUGUUCAUGCAGUAAGGUAUGUUGUGCUAUGCCAGUUCAUGCUAUGUUGUGCUACAACCAAACAAAAAUACUUUGUACACUGUAACUGUUAAGGAUUAAAAUAGGUUUCCUAGGACAUAGCACAAUUCAUGUCCCCUCCCCUGUUAUCACAGUUUUGAGGAUUCCAAGAUUGCAUUCCACAAAAUUUUGCUGACACUCGGCCAGCUAACCUUUUCCAAAAAUUGUGCAUCUGAUGUGCAAGUUUCAAACUAAUAGGAUGCCGUGAACGCCAAUGAGCCACUUUUAUGUCACGAGUGUGGGAGAGAUCAAGUUGUUUCAGGCCUCCACAACUGUAAAUGCUUCUCUAACAUGAAAAAUUGUUCGAUAUAAACAAUCUUGUGCCAACAUAGUAAUUGAAGGAAGAUUUUCACUGACCAUGUCGCAUUACUUGGACACAAUUUUUGUAAUCAAAAGUUGAUAACAUUCACACUCAUCCAUGCCUUGAACGAGAUUUUUGGCAUCAUUUUCCUCAUUAGUUAUGAACUUGUCUCCUAUUACUAUUUCUAGAAUUCAUGGCAGAAUCAUAAGAUUUGACUACGUAAAGGACGCACAAUUUCACAAAGAGGACGAGUCCAUCUUGCAGCAAGGUCUGAAGGACCUAAAAUUUUAG